AAUCAUGAGUAUAUUUAUUCUAUUUCUCACCUAAAAGCUUUUAAGAAAAUAUAUAAAAUGAUUACUAUCGAAACAAGAAAAAGGCCCUCCUUGAUUGUAAUCUACUACUAGCUAGAUUUUCUCUGUUAUUAUAUAUGGCCAGAUAAAUACUUCCCACCUCAUUUUCAUAUUUAACAAAUAAACAUAUAUACUUCUCCAUGGCCCACCUAAUUCCUUGGAUUUAUUCAAACUUAAUGUACAAAAAUGUGCGAAUAAUCAAUUACACACCCACUGUGUGUAAAGCAUGUGAGAAGCUACCAGCAGUCCCCCAUUAUAUAAAGCCCUCAUAGCAUCCACCACAAAACUUGGCAACAACUCCAUAGUUGCACCACCAUUGUUGUUUGUAACAAAACUACACAAAAUCAGGCAUGGAAUAUAAAAUGAUUAAUCUUCUCCAAUCCGUAGAGCCCAAAGCCUUAUUGCUAAUCUCGUUGAUAAUCCCUCUGCUUGCCACACUCCUCAUAACAAGAUUCCGUCGCAAGCGGUAUCCUCCCGGGCCUCCGGGCUGGCCCGUGAUAGGAAAUAUGGGCCUGAUGGGCCAGCUGACCCACCGCGGGUUGGCCCGUUUAGCGAAAAAGUACGGCGGAAUCCUCCACCUCCGCAUGGGGUUCCUCCACAUGGUGGCGGUGUCGAGCCCGGACGCGGCCCGGCAAGUCCUCCAGGCCCAGGACAACAUCUUCUCGAACCGGCCCGCGACUAUCGCCAUCAGCUACUUGACGUAUGACCGGGCCGACAUGGCCUUCGCCCAUUACGGGCCCUUCUGGCGCCAGAUGCGCAAGCUCUGCGUAAUCAAGCUCUUCAGCCGCAAGCGGGCCGAGUCGUGGGACUCGGUCCGGGACGAGGUGGAUGACAUGGUCCGGGCCGUGGCCACCAGCAGCGGCACCGUGGUCAACAUAGGCGAGCUUGUUUUCGGGCUAACGAGGAACAUAACGUACCGGGCCGCCUUCGGGUCGAGCUCCCACGAGGGCCAGGAUGAGUUCAUCCAGAUUCUGCAGGAAAUCUCGAAAUUGUUUGGAGCGUUUAACAUCUCGGAUUUCAUCCCAUUCUUGGGGUGGAUUGAUCCGCAGGGAAUCAACGGCCGAUUGAUCAAAGUUCGGGCCCAGCUCGAUGGAUUCAUCGACACAAUUAUUGAUGAUCACAUGCAGAAAGCCCGGCCCGAAGAAGGCACUGAGCCCGUUGAGUCUGAUAUGGUGGAUGAGCUGCUGGCUUUCUAUAGUGAUGAGGCAAAGGUUUCGGAGUCUGAGGAUUUGCAGAAUUCGAUCAAGCUAACGAGGGACAAUAUUAAGGCAAUUAUCAUGGACGUGAUGUUUGGUGGGACCGAAACGGUGGCAUCGGCCAUCGAGUGGGCCAUGACAGAGCUAAUGCGAAGCCCAGAAGACCUGAAGCGAGUCCAGCAAGAGCUGGCGGACGUGGUGGGCCUGGCCCGUAAAGUGGAGGAGCCCGAUUUCGAAAAGCUGAGCUUCCUCCGCUGCUGCCUCAAGGAGGUCCUCCGCCUCCACCCGCCCAUCCCACUCCUCCUCCACGAGACGGCCGAGGACGCCGUCGUCUCCGGCUACCACAUCCCGGCCAAGUCGCGCGUCAUGAUCAACGCCUGGGCGAUCGGCCGCGACGAGGGCGCGUGGGAGGACGCCGAGGCCUUCAAUCCGUCGCGUUUCCUCCGCGAAGGCGCCGCCGAUUUCAAGGGCGGCAACUUCGAGUUCAUCCCUUUCGGGUCGGGACGGAGGUCGUGCCCCGGGAUGCAGCUGGGGCUCUACGCGCUGGAGGUGGCGGUGGCGCACCUCCUCCACUGCUUCACGUGGGAAUUGCCCGACGGGAUGAAGCCCGCCGAGAUGGACAUGGACGACGUCUUCGGCCUCACGGCGCCACGCGCCACCAGGCUCAUGGCCGUGCCCACGCCGCGCCUGCUUUGCCAGCUCUACUAGGCCCUCGCCUGCACUGCAUUUGGAUCUCUAUUUCGUUUGCUUAAUUUGUUACUUAUUAUACUUUACUCCAUCUUUUUUUGUUUUGGUUUUGUUUUUGGAUAUAGUUAUAUGUGUAAUUAAUUGAGAAACAAAAGACAAUAAAUAAUUAGUACCAAAUUGGGGAAAGAUGUGAGGGGUGGAAUUUGUUGAAUAUCUGGAUUGAUGGUUUGUUUUUCAGUUUUUUUUUUCUCAUUAAAUGGAAAAUGUGUUUGUUAUUCUA
Salvia miltiorrhiza (redroot sage) is the source of this 2220-nucleotide messenger RNA. RefSeq names its product cytochrome P450 84A1-like. Gene Ontology annotation, molecular function: iron ion binding; heme binding; monooxygenase activity. The record is from RefSeq and is a predicted model, not a curated record. Gene Ontology annotation, biological process: lignin biosynthetic process. The coding region runs from base 408 to 1961 and encodes 517 amino acids. The transcript is spliced from 2 exons. NCBI's taxonomy places the organism in Eukaryota, Viridiplantae, Streptophyta, Magnoliopsida, Lamiales, Lamiaceae.